AUGGGGUGCCUGGAAACAAGGGAGAAGGCACGAGGCAGGAAAUGUGCUCUUGUGAAUUUUAGAGAUGACUCCAUGUUGAGAGCGGCAUCCCCGGUGUGGACUCACCAUCAUGACCUGUUCCCCGGCGCGGGCCUUCCGUCGCUCCCGCACCACCUGCCCCGCGUGGCCAGGGUGCCCUCGGGGGAUGGGAGCGCGCCGGGACUCCCCCUGGGCCAGGGCUUCCGGCACGCGGCCCCGCAGUGCUCUAUCUGCUACAAGACCUUCAUGCAGAAGAGCGAUCUGACGAGGCACAUGCGCAUCCACACGGGAGAGAAGCCUUACAUUUGCCACCUCUGUCCCUAUCGAGGGAAUCAGUCGACGCAUCUAAAGAAACACUUGUACCUGGUCCACAAAGGAUGGACGUCCAAAGAAAGACUCUCAAGUGGUGCCGUCAGCAUCGCAGGCCCCUUGCUUGAUACAGAAUAUCCCCAAGAAAGAGCCACCUUAUCCCAGGCUUCCUCCCUCUCUGUAGAGGCCGUUGCUCCUGGCCAGAGCUUUUCCUCCCUAAGUCUUGCCGAUCAGAGGGGACACACUUGCCCGUUUUGUGGGAAGAGUUUCAUUAAAAAGUUCAACCUUACCACUCACAUCCGCAUCCACACGGGGGAGCGCCCCUAUGCCUGUCCCAAGUGUUGGUACCGUGCCAAUCAGCGAUCGCACCUGAAAGCACACGUCGUCGCUGUGCAUAAAGGAGAAAGCUGCUGAGCAUUGGGCAGGAUAGACCUGUAUAUAAUUAA
Penaeus vannamei (Pacific white shrimp) is the source of this 773-nucleotide messenger RNA. The record is from RefSeq and is a predicted model, not a curated record. NCBI's taxonomy places the organism in Eukaryota, Metazoa, Arthropoda, Malacostraca, Decapoda, Penaeidae.